CAUUUUCGAACAAAUUGCAUUGGAUAACCCUCAAAUAGCGAGGAAUUCUCAGUGACGCCAAACCUGCAGCUAGAUGAAGCUAUGGCAGGAGCUGUCGGGGGAAAUGAUUUGCAGUGGUGUUUCUCACAAGUGAAAGGAGCAAUAGAUGAAGACGUUGCUGAAGCUGACAUCAUCUCAACGGUUGAAUUUAAUUACUCUGGAGAACUGCUGGCCACAGGAGACAAGGGGGGUAGAGUGGUGAUCUUCCAGAGGGAGCAAGAGUGUAAAAACCGACCACACUUAAGAGGGGAAUACAAUGUUUAUAGCACCUUCCAGAGUCAUGAACCUGAAUUUGACUAUUUGAAAAGUUUGGAAAUAGAGGAAAAAAUUAACAAAAUUAGAUGGUUACCUCAACAAAAUGCCGCACACUUUUUGCUAUCUACUAAUGAUAAAACGAUCAAACUGUGGAAGAUCAGUGAGAGAGACAAGAGGGCAGAGGGGUAUAACCUGAAGGAGGAGGACGGACGCUUGCGAGACCCCUUCAGGAUUACCUCCCUCCGGGUUCCGGUCCUGAUGCCCAUGGAUCUGAUGGUGGAGGCGAGUCCACGCAGGAUUUUUGCCAACGCUCAUACAUACCACAUUAACUCCAUCUCAGUCAACAGUGAUCACGAGACCUAUCUGUCUGCAGAUGACCUGAGAAUCAACCUGUGGCAUCUGGAGAUAACUGAUCGCAGCUUCAACAUUGUGGACAUAAAGCCGGCGAACAUGGAGGAGCUGACGGAGGUGAUCACGGCCGCUGAGUUCCACCCCCACCAGUGUAACGUGUUUGUCUACAGCAGCAGUAAAGGCACCAUCCGUCUGUGUGAUAUGAGAGCAGCUGCUCUCUGUGACAGACACACCAAAUUCUUCGAAGAACCAGAGGACCCGAGCAGUCGCUCGUUUUUUUCCGAGAUCAUCUCCUCCGUCUCCGACGUCAAGUUCAGCCACAGCGGCCGUUACAUGAUGACCCGCGACUACCUCUCCGUCAAAGUUUGGGAUCUUAACAUGGAGAACAGGCCCGUGGAAACCUACCAGGUUCACGAGUACCUCCGCAGCAAACUCUGCUCUUUGUAUGAGAAUGACUGCAUCUUUGACAAAUUUGAAUGCUGCUGGAAUGGUAAUGACAGCGCCAUCAUGACUGGUUCGUACAAUAACUUCUUCCGCAUGUUUGACCGCAACUCUCGCCGCGACAUCACCCUGGAAGCUUCGCGCGAGAGCAGCAAAUCCCGCGCCACUCUUAAACCGCGGAAAGUCUGCACCGGCGGUAAACGCAAGAAAGACGAGAUCAGCGUGGACAGCCUGGAUUUCAACAGGAAGAUCUUACACUCCGCCUGGCAUCCCAAAGACAACAUCAUCGCCGUGGCAGCCACCAAUAACCUCUAUAUCUUCCAAGACAAGGUGAACUAAAAGGCAACGCCAGCAUCUCGACCCAGAACCUGAUGGGCUAGGGUGGGAAGCUGACUUUUAGCUGUGAUGAACCUUGUCUGCUUCUACGUCACAGGAACGGUGACGUGUCACGGUGUAGCUGAUGCUCUUCUCUGCUUGCAUCGUUGGGAGAAAGCAGUAGGCCAGUUUUUAGUUUUCUUUUUUUUUUUGUUGUUUUUUAUUUUCAGGAAAGGGUCUGUAGUGUUGAACGGUUAAAGGUCUUGGAUCAGAGUCCUUCAAGUUUAUUUUAGUGCUGGUCCUGAUAGACCGCAGUGGAGAAGUCAGGCUCAGUGAGAAAGAGUUUGUAUUUUGGAGCACAAAACCCUCGUGUCAUUUUAACACAAUCAAACUCGUGUGUCAUCAGAGGACUGACGGUUUGUCAGUUCUACCAUCAGUAGAGUGUGUCUGUGUGUGUAUGUGUGUGUGUUAUUUUGGCCUUUCAGAGGUGUGUGUGUGUGUGUGUCCGUGUUUAACUUGUUGCCUGAUCACGUUCCCUCCUAGACCUCAUACGUAGGCCCUCAGGUGAAUCACCUGGAUGAACUCAUGAUGCAUCAUGCAUAUGAAAAGUGGACUAAAUACUUUUAUCCUCCAUGACGCCUCUAUUCACCCUGUACGCAUAGAAACAAACUCACAGUCUAUAGGAUCACGCCACAAGGCGUCAUCCACUUAAAUAAAAAAAAAAAAGAACGAUUUAAAACACGUCUUUCUAAGGUAAGGGAUA
Molecule: messenger RNA, 2164 nt
Organism: Chanos chanos (milkfish)
Lineage: Eukaryota; Metazoa; Chordata; Actinopteri; Gonorynchiformes; Chanidae
Product: serine/threonine-protein phosphatase 2A 55 kDa regulatory subunit B delta isoform-like
Exons: 10
Coding region: 82-1425 (447 amino acids)
Cellular component (GO): protein phosphatase type 2A complex
Molecular function (GO): protein binding; protein phosphatase regulator activity
Source: RefSeq, a predicted model, not a curated record